AUGGCUGAAAAACAAAAAGGAAAAGGUUUUCUAAGACCAUCAAAGACCGCAGCAAACUUUGAUGAUACACCCUUAUGGAAUCAUGUGAAAGUUAUUCAACUUGCUGCUGGUGGUGGUGGAAAUAGGACUUGGUUGUGCAACUAUUGCAACAAAAAGGUUACUGGAUCAUAUUAUAAAGUCAAAGGACAUCUUUUAAAGCUUUCAAAUCAUGGGGUUGAAGCUUGCAAACAAAUAAGUAAUGAUGUAUACGCGGUUUUAAAAUUGGAGCAUGAGCAAGCUGAAAGUAAAAAAUUAUCCAUCCAAGUAAAUGCUAGAAAAAAAUCAGAUUACAUUUCACUACCAGAAGGUUCUGAUUUAGCACAACAGAAAAAAAGGAAAGGUGCAGAAGGUGGAGGUAUUGAAAAAGCUUUCAACCUUCAUCAAAGAAAUACGGCGGACAAAUUGGCAGCCCGUAUGUUCUAUGCAUCAGGUUUAUCAUUCAAUCUAGCAAAUUCUCCAUACUUCAAAAAGUAUUCAAAGUUUCUAGCAGAUAAUCCUUUAGCUGGUUAUACUCCUCCAACGUAUAACAGGCUUAGAACGAGUCUUUUAUCUCAAGAAAAGAUGAACAUUAUGACAAAACUGCAGCCAAUUAAAGAUUCAUGGAAAAAGAAAGGGUUGUCAAUUUGUUCCGAUGGAUGGUCGGAUGUUAAGAGACGACCAUUGAUAAAUAUAAUGGCGGCAUCUAGCGGGGGACCAAUAUUUUUAAAUUCCAUUAAUUCAAGUGGAAUUGUGAAGGAUGGUGACUAUGUUGCUAAUCUAUUUGUUAAAGCAAUAGAAGGAGCUGGUUCGGAGAAUGUUGUUCAAGUUAUAACAGAUAAUGCAAGUAAUAUGAAACUUGCCGGUAGUAUCGUAGAGCAAUCUUUUCCUCGCAUCUUUUGGACACCAUGUGUAGUUCAUUGUUUAAAUCUAGCAUUGAAAAGCAUGUGUCAACCUUCGGAAAAAUCAACUCACUAUAAAAAUUGCAAGUGGAUGGUAGAGUUGAUUAGUCAAAUGAACAAUCUGAAAAAUUUUGUGGUGAAUUAUGACAUCGCUCAUUCUAUCUUUAAAAAAUAUUCGGAUUUAUGUAUGUUGAGAGUUGCUGAGACAAGGUUUGCUUCACAUAUUAUCAUGGCUGAUCGUUUUCAAAAAGUGAAGAAGUUUUUAGAGCAAAUGGUGAUGGACGACGAAUGGAAGCACUACAAGGGAGAUAAGGUAAUUGAAGCCAAAACACGUGACAUUAAAUCUCUUAUAAUGAAAGAUGAAUGGUGGGAUAAAGUUGACUUCUUUUUAGAAUUUACGAAACCAAUUUUAUCUAUGCUUAGAAAUGCCGAUCUUGAUUGUCCAAGUUUACACCUUAUAUAUGAUAUGUGGGACACAAUGACCGAGAAAGUGAAGAAAAUUAUUUUUGCGCAUGAGGGGAAAGAUCUCCUUACUGGUCAAUCGGAUUUCUUUGAUACAAUUCAAGGAAUUCUUGAGGCUAGAUGGAAUAAAAGCAAUACCCCAUUGCAUUGA
This is a messenger RNA of Lycium barbarum (goji berry), 1530 nucleotides long. RefSeq lists its product as uncharacterized. The coding region runs from base 1 to 1530 and encodes 509 amino acids. The transcript has a single exon. The record is from RefSeq and is a predicted model, not a curated record. Lineage: Eukaryota; Viridiplantae; Streptophyta; Magnoliopsida; Solanales; Solanaceae.